Sorex araneus (European shrew) is the source of this 1756-nucleotide messenger RNA. Its product is annotated as STING ER exit protein. The coding region runs from base 547 to 1215 and encodes 222 amino acids. The record is from RefSeq and is a predicted model, not a curated record. The transcript is spliced from 5 exons. Lineage: Eukaryota; Metazoa; Chordata; Mammalia; Eulipotyphla; Soricidae.
GCGGUUCGUGUCCCUUCUAAAUCCUCACGGCCAACAAGGCCAGGAUGACCCGAAGUAUCUAGACGUGAGGUUUGCCCGUAUACACAGAGAAACCCUCAAGCCGCGGCCUGCAGCUGGUCUGAUAAGAAAAGGUUUUGUAGAACCUGGUUUGUGACAUCCAGAGAAGCUGAGUUCCUGUCUUCUUUGAUGAGUGCUGUCAGGAUUUUAGCAGCGUGUUUUGUCCAGAAAUAAAUGAGCGAGGAGGCAGGAGGGAGAUGGUUCAGUGCUGAGGCUCUCGCCUCGCAAAGCUGAGACAGAAUUUACUUACCAUAGCUGCUGCCCCCUGAAUGUGCAGACAGAGUCCUGCCAACUCUGCUCUUUUGAAUCCAGAUGCCAAAAGAGAUUUCUGGUUGCACCACAGUCAGUAGCGAUCACUCUAGUGCCAUUUAGCACGAACUGACCUCUCACUCCAGAAUGAAGGACUCAGUGUGAUGAGAUUUUGGCAUAUGAGAGAAGCAGCGCACCCUUCGGCUCUGGCUGACUCAGCUGCUGGCAUACCUGGGAACGAUGCCCAAAGUCGUAUCGCGCUCAGUGGUCUGCUCGGACACUCGGGAUCGGGAAGAAUACGAUGACGGCGAGAAGCCCCUCCACGUCUACUACUGCUUGUGCGGUCAGAUGGUCCUGGUGCUGGAUUGCCAGUUGGAGAAACUGCCCAUGCGGCCCAGGGAUCGGUCGCGGGUGAUUGACGGGGCCAAGCACGCGCACAAGUUCUGCAACACGGAGGACGAGGAGACCACGUACCUGCGGCGGCCCGACGGCGUGGAGCGGCAGUACCGGAAGAAGUGUGCCAAGUGCGGCCUGCCCCUCUUCUACCAGGCGCAGCCCAAGAACGCCGCCGUGACCUUCAUCGUGGACGGGGCGCUCGUCAAGUUCGGCCAGGGCUUCGGGACCCCGAGCAUCUACACGCAGAGGCAGGAGCCGCCCAAGAAGGUGAUGAUGACCAAGCGGACGAAAGACAUGGGCAAGUUCAGCUCGGUGACCGUGUCCACCAUCGACGAGGAGGAAGAGGAGAUCGAGGCCCGGGAGGUGGCCGACUCGUACGCGCAGAACGCCAAGGUGAUUGAGAAGCAGCUGGAGCGGAAAGGCAUGAGCAAGAAGCGCUUGCAAGAGCUGGCGGAGCUGGAGGCCAAGAAGGCCAAAAUGAAGGGGACGCUGAUUGACAACCAGUUCAAGUGACCGAGAUCUUGCUCAGAGGUGGAUGGAAGCAUUUCCGGCAGGAGGGGAGGGAAAAUUGUUGUUUGGGUUUAUUUCCUCUUUUAAAAAAUUUAAUUAUUAUUAUUUCCCUGUUUCUACGGACCUCUCUUCCUGUUUAUGCCCCAGCAGGAGGCUCUGUGGGGCUUCCCAGUGACAUGCCUAUAUGCAGUAGCUCCCGUGAGACCACCUGAUCUGCUUUUAGAGAGUUGAGCUUUUCACAGCAUUUCUGUGUAUGCUUGCUUUGCGUUUUGUUGGAUUCCUGUGAUGUAAUUUCUUUAAGCUGUAUAGAUACUUUGAAUAUGUCGAUUCUGGAGUGCCAGUUCUUGUUUCUUGAAAGACAAGAAAAUGCCAGAAUAAAUGUGUAAACAUGGCAAAAGAGUCGUUUCCUGUUGCUAUAAAAAAAUACCAUAAAUAUAUAUUUUAAAACAACAUAAUUACUUUUUAGCUUUGUAAUCCAGAAUUUGGUAUGUAUCUAAAAGUCUGGGUAUUCUGACACGGCUGGUUUCUUUCUAGAGUUUCGACA